GUGAAACCUCGCUCAGGCUUGUCCGGCCCCCGGCCCGCAGCCCAUUACACCAUCCGCCGCGGCAUCCGCUGCAGCUGCUGUAGCCCGCGCAGACAGGGAGGGCGGGAGGCGGCUCGGCGUGGCGGGGCGGGGCGAACGGCGCGGCCGGAUUCAUUCCUGUGGGGCGCGGGGCAUGGAGGAGCUGUGCGGCUGCAGGCGGAGCAGGCCGGCCCGGGCGGCGGCGCGGACAACGGUUUCCAUUUAAGGGGGGCGGCCCGAGCCCGAGCGGCCAGCGGCGGCGGAGAGGACCAGCCCCCGGGCAGUUCGGUGCUCCGGUUGUCAGAUGUUGGAAGGCAGCAAGACAACAGACUCUCCGUGGUUUUAUAUCCGUUUGAGGUGCAGUGAUUAACAUUGAACUUUGGUUCCUGUAACUCUUGCCUGUGUCGAUAGAGUUAAGCUGGGGAGUUUUGCUUUGAAGGGUAAAGAAAAGCGCAGCCUCUCAACUGGACAUAAAUGGAUCUAAAGACAGCAGUCUUUAACGCAGCUCGGGAUGGCAAACUCCGGCUUCUCACCAAGUUGUUGGCAAGCAAAUCCAAAGAGGAGGUUUCCUCCUUGAUCUCUGAGAAAACAAAUGGAGCCACGCCACUCCUGAUGGCCGCCAGGUAUGGGCACCUUGACAUGGUGGAGUUCCUCCUAGAGCAGUGCAGUGCCUCCAUAGAAGUGGGGGGCUCGGUCAAUUUUGACGGCGAAACCAUCGAGGGGGCUCCCCCGCUGUGGGCCGCCUCUGCCGCGGGACAUCUGAAGGUGGUGCAGUCUUUGUUAAAUCAUGGAGCAUCUGUCAACAACACAACUUUAACCAAUUCCACUCCUCUUCGAGCUGCCUGUUUCGAUGGCCAUUUGGAAAUAGUGAAGUACCUUGUGGAACACAAAGCUGACUUGGAAGUUUCCAACCGACAUGGGCAUACGUGCUUGAUGAUUUCGUGUUACAAAGGACACAAAGAGAUUGCUCAGUAUUUACUUGAAAAGGGGGCAGAUGUUAAUAGAAAAAGCGUUAAAGGUAAUACUGCAUUGCAUGAUUGCGCAGAAUCUGGGAGUUUGGACAUCAUGAAGAUGCUUCUUAUGUAUUGUGCCAAGAUGGAAAAGGAUGGUUAUGGGAUGACUCCCCUUCUCUCAGCGAGUGUUACUGGUCACACAAAUAUUGUGGAUUUUCUGACUCACCAUGCACAGACCAGCAAGACAGAACGGAUCAAUGCUCUAGAGCUUCUGGGAGCUACAUUUGUAGACAAAAAGAGAGAUCUGCUUGGGGCCUUGAAAUACUGGAAAAAGGCAAUGAACAUGAGGUACAGUGAUAGGACUAAUAUAAUUAGCAAACCGGUACCACAGACGCUAAUAAUGGCUUAUGAUUAUGCCAAGGAGGUGAACAGUGCAGAAGAACUAGAAGGCCUUAUCGCUGACCCUGAUGAGAUGAGAAUGCAGGCCCUAUUAAUUAGAGAACGUAUUCUUGGUCCUUCUCAUCCUGAUACCUCUUAUUAUAUUCGAUACAGAGGCGCUGUCUAUGCAGACUCUGGAAAUUUCAAACGAUGCAUCAACCUCUGGAAGUAUGCUUUGGAUAUGCAGCAGAACAAUUUGGAUCCUUUAAGCCCCAUGACUGCCAGCAGCUUGUUAUCUUUUGCAGAACUGUUCUCGUUUAUGCUCCAAGAUAGGGCUAAAGGCCUGCUGGGCACCACCGUUACAUUUGACGAUCUUAUGGGCAUCCUGUGCAAAAGUGUCCUUGAAAUAGAGCGAGCUAUCAAACAAACUCAGUGUCCGGCUGACCCGUUACAGUUAAAUAAAGCUCUUUCCAUUAUUUUGCACUUGAUUUGCUUGUUAGAAAAAGUUCCUUGUACUCUAGAACAGGACCAUUUCAAAAAGCAGACUAUCUACAGGUUUCUUAAGCUGCAUCCAAGGGGGAAGAACAACUUCAGCCCGCUUCAUCUGGCCGUGGACAAGAAUACCACCUGUGUAGGGCGGUACCCCGUGUGUAAAUUCCCGUCCCUGCAAGUCACGGCCAUACUGAUCGAGUGUGGCGCCGACGUGAACGUCAGAGACUCCGACGACAACAGCCCCCUGCACGUCGCUGCUCUGAACAACCAUCCCGACAUCAUGAAUCUCCUUAUCAAAUCAGGUGCACAUUUUGAUGCCACAAACUUGCACAAGCAGACUGCUAGUGACUUGCUGGAUGAGAAGGAAAUUGCUAAAAAUUUGAUCCAGCCCAUAAAUCAUACCACCCUGCAGUGUCUUGCUGCUCGUGUCAUUGUGAAUCAUAGAAUAUAUUAUAAAGGGCAUAUCCCAGAAAAGCUAGAGACCUUUGUUUCACUUCACAGAUGAUAAUCUGACUGUCGCGUCGCACUCUUGAAAGCACGGAUCGCUGACAGUUGCCUCAUACGUGAGCACUGUUGUGAGAACACCAGCAUUCACUUAGCUUGAUGUCCUCGUGCUGUCAUUGGCUAAAGCAUUAGAAGCAUCAACUUUCCAGGAUUGGUUUCCCAGUAUUUAAUAUAAAUAUACCAUAUAAUAUAUUGUUUGUGAAUUAUUGAGAAAUGUAAUGUCCUAUUCGAAUUUCUAAAAUUGUCUGCCAAAGGCUUAUCUGUUCCAGUUCUGUUUGCUGUUGGGUGUUUGGGACAGAGGUCACCGUUUCUCAGUGGUGUCUUUAUACUUUACUGGUUUGUGAAUUUUAUACAAUUGAAGGUCUUUCUUUCUUUCUCCCCUCCCCCCCCCCGCUUCUUCCUUCUCUUGUCUAAGCUUCUUCCCUCUUUCCACUUGGUUUAUUUCCUAUUUCUACUUACCGGUUUUUUCCCCCUUACGGACCCAUGCUAGGUUGUACACCCUUUAUGGACCUGUUACCAUUUGCAAUUACCAUAAGUGCUUUAUCUCCUCUAUGCACCGGCUUAAACUUGACUGUUGUAUGUUAGCACAUUUUUCUAUGCAGCAGUUGGUCAACUUCAAUUCAAAACACUGUUACGUUUGUUACAAAGUUCAUUUUUUUGAAAGUAGUACUCUUGUAGCAUGACAAUUUUUUAGAGCUACAGCUUAGCUACCUGAGCUCAGGCUUUUCUGUUUGUUUGGUUUUUCUUCUUCUUCUUCUGAGGUUUUUCUCUCCAAUCCACUGAAAUUAUUGUGUGCUAAAUUUGGGAAACAGAUCUUUUCUAACUCAUUAACCCAGUUGAAAUUUAGGUCUGUCAUCUUAAUAUAUCAUGCAGUAAAAGGAAGAAUCUACAAAGUGACCCACCUUUCAUGCUGCUAUAGCGUUGUCCUGCUUGUGCUGAUGAUGUGAUUAGGUGUUAGAGAAUUUGCUUCAAUUUAACCUCAAAGUUGAUCACACAGCUUUAAUGAGUCCCGUUGAACUGUUCAGCGAUUGAUCACUUUUAGUUACAAAAAGAGCUACAGCAUGUCAGGGGCAUGAUGCUUGCUGAGCCCGAUCUAGGCAUCUAGGAUAAUUAAGGUAUUUUUGUAUGCAAUUUACUGCCAUAGUAUCCAAGGUCAGUAACAGUGUCCUUCCUUUCAAGAUAACUUGCAUGAAUUACUUUGGUCUCAGUUAUUCGGCACCCUAGUUAAUAAACACAAAAGGUUGCAGUGCUUCCUGUCCCCUUACUGGAAGUUAGCUUUGCUCUGCUUUUCUUUCUGUAUGGUUUUUUGUUUUGUUUUGUUAUUGGUUUGGUUUGGUUUUUUUCUUCCACACAGCUUCUCUAAUGCCACAGAAAGGGCUCUUUUAAGAAAAGAUCAAGUGAAAAGUACUAAAAAAAAAAAGAUUCAGGUAAUUAUCCUUCAGCACUUUAUUGUUAUUCAGAAUAAAAUUUAUGAUGGCACAUUUGCCCUGCAAAUGUCUUAAUGAAAUUGUUCUGAAUAAAAAGCUCCUUAUUUGUUUGAGGAAAAAAAAAAAUUCAAGUGUACCUGUGAGUUGAAUGAGCUGGAUCCACUUGGGUUUUUGCUCGCAUUUUAUCCUGAGGGUUGAUGUCAUGGUAUUUACAGAGUCAUCACUGCAAAGAAUCAGCUUAGAUUUAUUUCAUCUUUAUUCAGUAAACAAAACAAAACAAAAACUCGUGAUGAAUAGUAGUAAAUAUAAAAAGCAUUAGACUUACUUUCUGGUUAAGUAAUUGAGGUUUAAUUUCUUUUUUAAAAGAUACACUUAUUUUACUAGGUUGGGAAUGGAAUUUCACCGUCGAAAAGGGUGAAUGGGAGAUAACGGGUCAUGGUCGCUCUCCAGCCUUUGGAUGAAGAGGCUUUAAAACCCGUCUUUACCAUGGGCAAAUUUGGUGGAACGUUUGAGCUACCACAUAGAUUAACCCGUUUGUGAUUUAGACACACAUUCUAGAAAUAGCAGACAUCAACAUUUUGAAAUCAUUUGCCUCUAACCUUGUGGUACGUAUGCAUGAGCUUUUUUUUUUUUUUUUUUUUUUAAAGGAAACUGUAUGUGCAGUAAAUCGACACUAGUAGAUCUCAGUAAUUUGGGGGUAAAAGAGCAACUGGAUUUUUCAGUGAUUUAAUAUUACCCCUUCCUUUCGUGGGCGGGGAGAAGAGUUUGGUAAGGCACACCUCACACUACCUGACGGGUGAACCUAAAUCCAACAACUCCAGGGCAGCUGAGGAUUUCUUCACAUGGCGUAUCUUCCACCGCUAAAGAUUGAUUGCAUAAAACUGUUCUUCAGUCUCGAGAACUAAAAUGCCUUAUUUCAGUUAGGAUACAAUUCUCCUCUGUUUGCCAUCUCCCCAAACGCUGUUAGGAGCUCUUGACAAAUUGUUUGAUAGCUCAAGAUUGUCCAUGAUUUUAUUUUGGAGGAGGUUGGUUAAUAAACGUGACCUCAGACACUGUUAAGGCCUUUGUCAGAAAGUAUUCUCAAAAUUAUUGUUGACUGAAUUAAAAUACGUCCAUGAUACUGAGUACUCUAAUACUUAAUGAGCUACUUGUAGGCUGGAGUUGAUAAAUUUUGAUUAUGUCUCUGUAAAAAUGCCUCGUAAGGCCUGCUGAAUUUUAGAUGUUCCUCUAUUGAUCAUUCCUGGAACAGAAAUGGUCAUUUUACUCAGUUUAGAUACCAGUCUACUUUAUAAAGACAAGUGGAUUCUAGAUUUUAAAAAAGAGUCCUUUUUCUUACCCAUAAACCUGACAGGGGCGUAAAAAACCCAAAUCAGCAAAAAAUAAACUUGGUGCCCAUUCUGAUUUUGAAGUUAAGUGAUUGCUGACUUGUACAGCGACUCCCUUAAUGUAUAAUAUUUUAGAACCCCCCCCCCAUCUACUGUGACUUGGGAAGACUCUAAAUUCUAUACGAAAAGGUUGCUCUUUAAAUCACCCAGCUGAAACCUUAGGUUCACUUUUACAGGUAAAAUGAUCCUUGUAAUUAUCAGAAUUGUGGGGGCCAGACGAGAUGAUAAUAACGUAUUUUUGCAUACUGCGACAGCAGCGUUAUUGCUUGGAAUUUAACCAUUUUAGAGUUAGAUCCUGAAGAGACUAAUUGGUCGUCAUCCUUUUUUCAUUUUUCUUUUCUUUUCCCCCCCCCGCCUUCAUAUAUAUAUCACUAAACAACUAGUUCCUCCCUUUUGUCACUCCCCAUUGUGUAUUUUUCAGAAGUACUGUAUUCAGAUGCCAGCCAAUAAAUUGUCACAUAAUGGAAAAUGAUACGCCACAACAUUCAUUGUAAGGUUUAAUAAAAUUAAAUUUGCACCAAA
Molecule: messenger RNA, 5679 nt
Organism: Callorhinus ursinus (northern fur seal)
Lineage: Eukaryota; Metazoa; Chordata; Mammalia; Carnivora; Otariidae
Gene: FEM1C
Product: fem-1 homolog C
Molecular function (GO): protein binding
Source: RefSeq, a predicted model, not a curated record